AUGAUCAACAACAAGGGGAUCCAAUUCUCCAAGGCGAGGACGGCGGGUAACAGUGUGAAGGUGUUCACAAACACACCAGCUGACUACCGUCAGCUAGUCGCACUGCUGGACUCCAUCAAGCUGCCCUUCUUCACCUAUCAGCUGAAGGAGGACAGGACGGACCAGAGGUCAUUCGUGGACUACCCAGGGAGAUGUCAGUCAAUGACACCAAAGAGGAUCUAG
Messenger RNA from Acanthoscelides obtectus, 222 nucleotides. The record is from the annotation of a GenBank genome assembly. NCBI's taxonomy places the organism in Eukaryota, Metazoa, Arthropoda, Insecta, Coleoptera, Chrysomelidae.